UAUACGCGGCACGUGACUACGUGACUGAGGGGGAGGGGAGCCUGCAGCUGCGCUCUGAACUACACUACCCACAAUUCCCUCCGUGCGUCAACAGCAACAGCUAGGAUGUUGCGAUAUCGCUGGCAGCCAAAGAUUGCUGUGGUUGCAGAGAUUAGACCGCUGGGUUGAAACCUCAGUCUUGUGUUUUGGUGGAUGCCAAAUCGUAUGCUUACAUAUUUUCAGCCACGGUUGCAACAGACGCUGUCUUCAGUCUCCCGUCGACUCGACGCUUAUUUGUGUUGAUGGAAGGCUGCGUCGCGCUAACGCGUUAGCUACCAAAAAUAACAGUUUUAUCGUAAAUGGGAGCAAUUAAACAGCUAGACGGGUAGCUAGCCAUGAAGCAACGGACCGUGGCUUCACUUUGCUGAGGAUGGAAAGACAUUUUUUGGCAAGGCUAUUGCACAAGUUACACGUCGGAUACAUCGCAGUCGAAGACAUUAUCUUCAGAGGAUAACCUGGAUAACCUUACAUACACGAAAUGUCAUAGCGCGUAAGUAGCUAGCACUGAGCUAGCUCGGUUAUGGCUGUAAGAGAUGGAGAAGGACCUAAUGUUGUCAUUAUCAGCAGCCGCCCAUUAACAGCUAGAUGGAUAGCUAAAGAAAUACUUUCCCCAGAGAUGCUUUAGCCUCCCUGGGUCGUGUAAGUCACUUACAUAACAGCGAGUCGCAGCCGCUCUAUCUAUCACCAACUGGCUUGUGUUGGCGAGCGAUGGCAAAUUUGCCACUAAAAAUCCGAGUUCUCUCAACAUCAUCAUAAGUGACAAAGGCAUCACUGCGUGUUUCGAGGCUCUAAAUAGACUCCUUGCGUUUACAAUUUGAGCUGCGUUAUCAGUCAGCUCAUCAGUGUGUGUGUGUGUGUGUGUGGUGUCACUGACUGGAGCCACCCAAAUCCCGCUGCUGUCAUUUGGACAACAUGAGGAAGUUCUUUGAUUCCCGUCGGGAGUUGGUCAGCUCCGGGCCUGGUUCUGGAGAAGGUGGCAGCAGCUCCGGGUCCAGUCAUGCUGGCGGAAAUUUCAUUGGACGAGCCUUCACCGUCGGGCGGCACCAAGUCACCGUUGAGGAGAUAAUUGCUGAAGGUGGCUUUGCGAUUGUGUUCCUCGUGAAAACAAAUCAAGGGGUGCGCUGCGCCCUGAAGCGGAUGUAUGUCAACAAUGAGCAUGAUCUGCAGGUGUGCAAAUGUGAAAUUCAGAUAAUGAAAGACCUUGUUGGUCACAAGAAUAUUGUGGGGUAUCUGGACUCCAGUAUCACAGCUAUGGGAUCGAGGGAUGUAUGGGAGGUUCUUGUACUUAUGGAGUACUGCAAGGGAGGGCAGGUGGUCAAUUUGAUGAACCAGAGGCUGCAGACCGGUUUCACUGAGACUGAGGUGCUGCAGAUCUUCUGUGACACCUGUGAUGCAGUUUCUCGUUUGCACCAACGCAAGACACCCAUCAUCCACAGAGACCUUAAGGUGGAGAACAUCCUCCUGCACGACAAGGGUCAUUAUGUGCUGUGCGACUUCGGCAGCGCCACCAACAAGUUCCAGAGCCCGCAGACUGAAGGAGUCGCUGCUGUGGAGGAAGAAAUUAAAAAGUACACUACUUUAUCAUAUCGUGCUCCUGAAAUGGUGAACCUCUAUAAUAACAAGAUUAUCACCACAAAAGCAGAUAUCUGGGCUCUGGGUUGUUUGCUGUACAAGUUGUGCUUCUUCACUUUGCCCUUUGGUGAAAGCCAGGUGGCCAUCUGUGAUGGCAGCUUCACCAUUCCAGAUAAUUCCCGUUACUCUUACGAUCUUCACUGCCUCAUUCGGUACAUGCUGGAACCAGACCCAGACAAAAGACCCGAUAUCUACCAGGUGUCCCACUUUGCUUUUAAACUCGCUCAGCGGACCUGCCCUGUUCAGAAUGUGAAGAAUUCUCCUAUUCCCUCCAAACUUCCUGAGCCAGUCAAAGCAAGUGAGGCCGCAGCAGCAAAGAAAAGCCAGGCUAAGCCCAGGCUGACGGAUCCAAUUCCCACCACCGAAACCUCUAUCACCCCUCGCCAAAGGCCCAAAGCAGUGCACACUCAGCCGGCUGCUGGCAUCCUACCCAUCCAGCCUGCUGCUCUCACCCCUCGCAAGCGGGCUAAUCUCCCUGGCGGUGCAGCUCAGCCUGUGGGAGUCAGUUUAGAUCUCUCUCAGCCAGCUGCAGCACUCCAGUCGCAGAAGGCACAGGCUUCGGCUCUGCCACUCAUACAGGCGCAAAACAAUUCGAUUCAAGCUGCGGCUCAGCAGAAGCAGCCUGUUCAAUCAGCCGCAGCAACAGAAACGGCGCCUGUAGCAGGGGCAGCGGCGGCGGCAUCUGCCGUGGCGAAGCCUGACGUCCAACCUCAAGCACAGCCGCCGGUUCAGCAGCAGGCUCCACCUCCCACCGCGGUCAGCGCCGCCUCACAGCAGGCGGCGCAAGCCCCGUCCAGCCCGGCGCCGCCGCAGCGCCCGGCUCGCCGCAAGCAGCCCAGCGUGGCCCAGCAGCCCGAGGCUCAGCCGUCUCCCAGCAAGCCGGCCGCCGCCGCUCAGCAAGCAGCGUCUCAGCAGCAAACGCCAGCCGUCCAGGCUCAGACCGCAUCGGCUGACGUCAGCCCAAAGCCAGCCGAGACGACUCCACCUGCGACUCCAAAGACAACUGAAGAACGAGGCCAUCAACGCACCCAGAGCGACGCUGCAGUCAGCGGAGCGCCCACAAACACAGCGAGCGACUCCUCGCAGCCGCAAGGAGCCGACGGAGAUGACCUUCUCAGUCAAUCACUUACAUCUCAGCCGAGCACUAUCCAGCCUGUUCAGCUCGGCGACGCUGCACAGGACCAAAGUAAAGCUGCUUCUGUUGGUCCCGCCUCUGCCGGCGCCGCCAACACCCCGACCCCACCUGCAUGGAACCCGUUCGACGACGACGGCUUCAGUGCUGGAGAAUUCAAAACUAACGAGAAAAAGGCGAACGAACUACCUUCAGAUACUGAGACGGCGUCCUCUGAGGAGUUGAUACCAGGUCUGCAGGCGUCCGCCGUGGAGAAUACUCCAGCAGAAUCUGGUGAACGACCAUCAGCCAUUGUUGAUGUGGAUUCGGCAGCGUCGCUGCUGGUGGUCCCAGACCCGUUCCGCACUCUCGAACUCUCAGACACACCUGAAAAGUUGAUCGAAGGACUCAAAUCUCCAGAUACGUCUUCGCUCAUGCUUCCUGACCUCCUGUCGCUGUCUGAUCCAUUUGGUGGGUCGGUGGAGGAGUCUGCAAAAGCGGCUCCUCUCGCAGCAGACGAGUCUCUCCUGGGCUGCUCCCUCAUCUCCGGUCCGCCUGCUCCUCCGGCGGCAGGCGGCGCCGCCUCUUCCGUCUCCUCCGCUCCCGCCUCCGCCGCCUCGGCUCUGGACGAUCUCAGCCUGUUGUCUGGAGACUCCGCGCAGCCUAAAGCGGAUUCGUCCCUCCUGAUCUCAGAUUUCGAGUCCCAGCCGGCAGGUACGGAGGAAGGAACGGAGGACGAGUUCGAUCCUAUUCCCGUCACCGGCCGAAAGAACUCCCAAGGUGGGUCUUUACGGUCUCCUCAGGAGAACAGAGUUUCAGGAGGCCACUCGCGCAGUAACAGUGGCGGCUCUGAAUCCAGCCUGCCCAGCUUGGCCCGCUCCCUGAUGCUGGUGGACCAGCUCAUCGACUUGUAGGCGGCCCACCCCCUCCUCCUCCUCCCCUCCCCCACCCGUAGAAGCCGUAACGCCGGAUCAUAGCCUAACAACCCGUCAACAACGUUGUCAUAGCUUAGCUUCCUGCAAAAACCCCUCCUGGCUGCCAUCUUCACUGUAGUUCCUCCAGUAGAAACAUCUCUCAGCCUCUCAGCGCCUCUUCAUUUCCGCCCUUUCAAACUCGUGGAAUGCCUUCACGAGCUUCUUUUCCACUCUCAUCUCUCGUCCUCGUCUUUCCUCUCACGCCUCAUGUCACGGUCAUGUUGUAAAAGAGGUUCGUCGUCGCUUAUUCCGAAGAACUUUCUGACAUCCGGAUCUAGAGUAGCUCUUCGCUUUCUUUCGACGGUACGACAUUAAACGUCUACUAGCAGACAAUAGGCGCUCAUCGUUGUAAUGUACAAUAGGCAUAGCUCUAAGUGGUCGUAGUUAUUAUCGUGCACAAGUGAAAUUUGUCGUCGUUUUGCCUUUUCAAAUUUUUCCUUCCCAGAUUUAUUUGCACAUUUUUGAUGAAGAAGAAAAAAAAAAGAAGAAGAAAGAGGAAACUGAAAUGACCAUUUGUUCAAAAUGAGGUUUAUUUCUACAAAAGCCAAACUUCUUUGAGACUUUGUCAUGUAGCCCGUUUGCACAGUUGCAUUAAUAGUUACCUCUGUCGGGAGGGUGGGAUGAAAAGGAGAAAAAAAAAAAACAAUUUAAAGCUGCUUUAGGAAUAAAGUUACAAUCUGGAAAUAGAUCAGCCAUAAACACACAAACGGUCAAGUGCCAUAAAGUAAACCGAGGAGCUCUCUCAGUGGAUCCGCCGAACCGCCGCGGAGCUCCAAUAAAACGUAUCUUGAAUCACGUCUGCACAGCGUGUGCUUGAUUACCAGGAGCGUUUCUCAUUUACUUUUAAUUUAGGCUUUUUCUUUAUUAUUUUUUGUUAAGUUUUCGCCUCGAGGAAAGCAAUAGCUAAAAGUUGGGGAUAAAUAACAAAUCAGAGUCAUUUAACUGUUAAUAGCAGCGUGCCAUAUCGGUAGAAAUGCAUGAAAGCAAGAAAAUCAUUUGAGUAAUCAACAGUGAUAAGAAAACAGUAGACAUAUAGUAGCAAUUAUAUAUAGACCGAGCAUUCAUGGCUUUUUCCAAGUCAUUUCUUGGCACUCACAAAAACUGAAAGUGUCAUUUUAAGAAAUCGUUUUCACACACUCGCACCUUUUAUUUUUUGAAUAUCGCCACAUCCAUUCCACUUUGUUCAGUCCCCUCGACAUUCCUGUCACUUGUUUACUCCUAGUUUCUGUAAAUAUAUAUCUGCAAGGCCUCGGCAGGCUUUUAUCUGGACCGUAUAUAUAAAGUCAUUGUCAUCGAGCUUUACCUGUGGAAAACAUAUUGCUUUACUUGUGAAAUCUCUCUCAUAUAUAUACAGUAUAUAUAUGAUAUUGUUUUCCUGUUAAUACAUGUUAAUAUGAAUAGAGUGUUAGAGAAUGAAUGUAAGUAAUAAAUAUUAGUCUAUAAUGAAAAUCUAUCUAUGAUUCUUAACACCAUAACCAUUCGAUAAUAUUGAAGAAUAUUCUAUAUAAAUAUUUCAUUCCUCUUUGUGGAAUUGUGUGUUAAGAAAGUUUUUUUUUUUUCUUUGUUCUAUCUACUUGAUAAUCGUGGGUGAAUUCAGAUGUAUAGAUGAUAACCGACCCCAGUCUUUGUUUAACGUGGAAGGUUAGGCUGAAUCCCAUGUCUCAUUCCACCUCUGUGAGAAGAAAGCGAGCCCGUGUUCACGUUCGACCGCACGGACUGAUGAAGGUUUAUAUUUUUAUUCAAGAAUUCUCUGGAAAGUGGGAGUCGGGUGGUUUUCCGUUUUGGUCCCGUUUCCUUUGGAAUUGUGCUUUUCGAGGUUUUUUUUUUGGUUUGUUUGUUUUCUGCUUUGGUGAUCACAGAAUUCAUAUCAAGAAGCAUGGCGGUGUCGUUGAAUGUUCUGUUCAUGUGUGUUGGUGCACUGUGUGCGUGAGCGUGCGCGCGCGUGUGUGUGUGGAGUCUGAACCGUGAGGUGUGUUUUUUGUUUGUUUGUUUUUUUUUUCCUCCCAGUAGCCUCCUUGUGUUGUUGCUUGCUGCAGAUGUGACGACGGUCACGCCGUCAUUAAAAUCUCCUCUUUGAAAGCACAGGACCCCCCCCCCCAUAUCUCCCCCCGCAAAACUCUCUCUCAGGUAGCCAGAGCCGCGUCGCUCUCUGUCCGAGAGCUGAAAAAAAAAAAAUUGUACAGUCUUGGCUUCCCGCUCCCCCCGGUGUCACCGUCUCCCGGUUUACCCGGCUGCAGAUGUGGUCUGAGGCGUGGCGUGCGAGGGGCUACUGUGACAUGUGGAUAGGUCCGACUCGCGGCGCCGCUGCCGCCGACCACCGGGCAGCAGUCCGGGUUAGAAAAGAUCUGCUCCGGUCAGCAGCAGAGAAGGUUCUGUAGGAUCAAACAAAGGUAUUUUUUACCUCGCUGCUUUUUUAUUUAUUUAUCUUUUAAAUUAUUUCAUGGAUGGGAAAAGAUGCAGGUUUAGACAUGCAUCUCAUAAAGGCUGCUGGGAAAUGCCUGCUCUCAUGUAUUUAAGCCACAGCAACUUUGUUCUGUUCUGAUGCUCAGCAGAUUCAUCAGAUCAAGUGAAAAACAGGGUCAGAGCUGACAAAAGAUCCGCUGAAGGCAGCAGCAGUCAUCACACUUUCAACAUCCAGAAGAGAAAAAUGCCUUGAGCUUAAAUAUCACUCGGAAAGUUCACAGGUUUCAUGACAGAUUCCGUUUUAUUUUUUAACUUAUAAAGUGUUUUCAUGUUAAUCUGAGAAUCUCAUUUGUUGUCAUGACGCAGUUUGUUAAAGCGAUGCUCCCACACAUCCGCCUCACAGGUGGGAGACAGACGGAAUCAAGGCAAUAAAGGUGAUUCAGAAUCCAUCCGACCCUCACACGAGGAGUGUUUCCAGGAAAUUGCUAAUGGAAUGGAGAUACUUUAUUAAUCCCAGGGGGGAAUUCUCGAAAUCACUCCUUCAUCCUCAUAAAUCUCCAAAAAUAAAUCAGCGAGAAGGAAAACUGUUUGCAAAAAACAGUGUUUGGAGUGUGUUUUGUGAAGAGACUGCAUGUGCAAUGGAAGUUUUUUUUUUUUCUUUUUUUUUCAAAUAUCAUCCUCGAAUUUUUUUUUUCUCUUUUUUAAAUCUCAGUCAUUUCGCAGCUACUGUUUGAACCUAUGCAACUCCCACGCUUCCUCCCUGUAAUGUGCUGCUGUGAUCAGUGAAGCCGAGCGAGACGAGUCCUCGUCGUGAAACAGAAGCCCCUCGUUUUUUUUUUCUUUCUCUCUGUUGUUUUUUGCCAAAAAUUCCAAAAAAAAAAAAAGAAAAAAAAAACCUGUCGAUUAUCUGGUACUAUUGCGUGUUUUGAGACACCUCCUGUCAUUUAUGGCCCAAACCUGCGUCAGAGCUGUGAUAUCGUGUGCUCCUUCUAUUUUUGUGAGAUAACUAAAGAAUUAUAAAAGGGAUGGCAAAUAAAAUACAAAUGUGAAUGUCAA
Salarias fasciatus (jewelled blenny) is the source of this 7215-nucleotide messenger RNA. It is a transcript of the gene aak1b, whose product is annotated as AP2 associated kinase 1b. Gene Ontology annotation, biological process: protein phosphorylation. NCBI's taxonomy places the organism in Eukaryota, Metazoa, Chordata, Actinopteri, Blenniiformes, Blenniidae. The transcript is spliced from 20 exons. The record is from RefSeq and is a predicted model, not a curated record. The coding region runs from base 952 to 3696 and encodes 914 amino acids. Gene Ontology annotation, molecular function: protein kinase activity; ATP binding.